CGGCUCGGGAUCGGUGACGUCAGCGCAUCCGCCACAGGCGGGAUUUCCGCGGUAGUUGGUCGCUUAAUAACAUGGCGAAGACUUACGAUUACCUGUUUAAACUACUUCUAAUCGGCGACUCGGGCGUCGGGAAGACCUGCGUGCUUUUCAGAUUUGCUGAUGACGCCUUUAACUCAACGUUUAUUUCCACUAUAGGCAUAGACUUCAAAAUCAGAACAAUAGAUUUAAACGGCAAGAAGAUCAAACUACAGAUAUGGGACACGGCGGGACAGGAGCGCUUCAGGACCAUCACAACAGCCUACUACAGAGGAGCCAUGGGCAUCAUGUUGGUGUACGACAUAACAAACGAGAAGUCCUUCGAGAAUAUCAAAAACUGGAUACGGAAUAUAGAAGAGCACGCCUCAGCGGACGUGGAGAGAAUGGUCCUCGGUAACAAAUGUGACGUCAAUGACAGGAGACAGGUGUCCAAAGAAAGAGGAGAGCAGCUGGCGCUGGAGUACGGCAUCAAAUUCAUGGAGACGAGCGCAAAGGCCAACAUCAACGUGGAGAACGCGUUCUUAACCCUCGCCAGAGACAUCAAAGCAAAGAUGGACAAGAAACUGGAGGGAAACAACCCGCAGGGCAGCAACCAGGGGGUGAAGAUAACAGAACAGCCCAAGAAGAGCAGUUUCUUUCGCUGCGUCCUCCUGUAAGCGGACCGGAGCGCCAGCAUCCACCGCCGCCUUAACUCCGCCCCCCGCUGGACAGAACUGGACAGAGCACGCUCUGAUUGCUCUCUGACUUCUCGUCUUCCUCCCGCCGAUCUUAUUUAGGAAAAAAGCAGUGUUUUCCCUCUCGUCCUUCAGCACCUGUGGAUUUUUACCCGCUGUGGGUUCGGUUUCGGACCCGCGGCCUCGACUUGAAUCUUGAUGUUUUUAUUCUGGUGGCGAGCGGAGAGCGAUCAAACGUUUUCUACCUGCACCCUCAGGCCUUUGUUUGUCUUGUCUUUUCCUACUCGGUGAGGCUUUAUUUCUAUUUUCAUCAACAAUCUUCCACCUGGUUUGCACUGACGGUUUGUUUUUCGCGUGGCGUGAAACCAUCGUAUGAACAGUGGUUCCCGUCUUUCCACGGUUUACAUGUUCCCUCUCUCUCCUGGUGCUGAAGCGGUUUGUCUCUUCCUUUCUCUGCAAGUAUUCAUGCUUUUGCAGAACCGCGUGGGACUGAAAAGCUUCAAAGAUUUGACAUAAAAAUCAGGAUGAAGGAGAAGAGCGAUUCGGGACGCAGCAGUUCUCCAGAACCGGGGGGACGGGUCCGCUAUAAAGGAAUCAGCGAUGAAGAUGAGGUUCUCAACCGUUUAGGACGGAGCUGUGCUUAAAGUGCCCUUUGUGUUCUCGUUGUUGAUGCACUUUUUCUUCUUUCGUUUACUUUUGAUUUAUUGACGGUUUGUUUCAAAGAUUACUGAUGGACCUGCAGGAAACAUCGGAACGCUGAGACUUCUGGUGAACAUCCCAAAAUCCUUCCACAACAUUCCCCGUCACAGAUUGACUCCCAGUCGCCUCCUUCCAGAUUUUUUCCAUGGUUUUGAUGCACUGCAGCAGCUGAUUGUCUCCAACUAUGCAUUCUGGGUAAAAAGGCUUUUGCACAUGUGACCAAACGAGCGACUUGAGCUCAGCUCAGAGGGAAAGGAGGAGAAGAAAUGGGGUUCAAACAACUCGCGUUGGUUUCUUUGGGAGCCAAUCAUCUCUCAGGUUGAAGAGGAGAGAGUCUUAAAUGACAUUUUCUAAAUCUGGUGAAAUAUUUUUGUCCCUUGGACUCAGAUUUCCGCAGAGAAACAUCCCAGCAAACUUCUUUCUGCUUAACUCGCAGCUUUGGUGUCUAUUCAGCCAAACCGUUUGAUUUGUAUUCAGGCAGUGGACUUCAGAUGGAAGAAAUGCUUCAAUUGUAAAUAAGAUCUACAAAUAUUGUACUGUAACCUCUGAAAUCUAUACAUCUACACUUUUUGUAGAUAUGUAUGAGUGAUGAUUUAUUAAAGAUUCUUACUGAUU
Molecule: messenger RNA, 2024 nt
Organism: Oryzias latipes (Japanese medaka)
Lineage: Eukaryota; Metazoa; Chordata; Actinopteri; Beloniformes; Adrianichthyidae
Product: ras-related protein Rab-8A
Molecular function (GO): GTP binding; GTPase activity
Source: RefSeq, a predicted model, not a curated record